AUGACAUAUAAUAAUCAACAACAACAACAGCAACAAAAUACAUUAUUUAAUGAGUCAGACUCACCAUCAUCAUCAAUAUCAAGCAGUACCAGUAGUAGUAGCCAUGACCUGUCAAUGUCACCUCUGUCCAAUUCACCAAGCAAUCAAGAGGUACCAUAUGCAACCGUUACCCAACUAUCCCCAUCAUCCUCGUCAAUUGACAACACUCCCAGGAAGCGUGGCCGUGAUGAUGAUGCCCUCAGUUUCCUUGAUAACUUCACCUCCACACCCACAUCCAAGACUGAACAACAACAACAAUCAAGUGGACGUCUACCAUCAAUCCAUCACCUUGAGUUGGACAACACAAAGAGCAAGUCAGGUCUAGAUGAUGUUGUGUCAAGGACUGGCGGAGAACAUGGUCACAAGAGAAAAUCCAAGACUCCAAAGUUCACACUCAACACUGGAGCACUGGUGUCAAACAAUAGUUCAGUCAAUGUCCAGAGCCAAGUGCAAGGCUAUGGCUCAGUUGCCAAUAAUGAAUACAACACCAACAACUAUCACAACUAUCAACAUCAAUCAUCCAAUAGUAGUACACCUCAGCCAUCAUCACCCACAGCACUCAAUCUCAUGUCUGUCCAAUACGCCAACACAUACAACUCGAACAAUGGUCCAAGCGCCACUGAUUCAUACUUCUCAGGCUCAUCAUCACUUGGCAAUGAGUACUCCAACAACACGCAUGGACAUAUGAUAGGACAGAGCAUGUUACCAACAUCAUCACACGUCAUCAAUGAUACUGCUCCACCAUCAUUCAUGGAUAGUUAUCAUCACUCAUCAUCAUCCAGUAGUAACAUCCUGCUGGAACGUCCACAAUCAUAUUUCAAUUCAGCGUCGACAUCCAAUGUUAAUGUCGGUCCAAAGAUUGGCAGCGCACUUAGAUAUAGUGAUCAUCAACAACAUUCAUUACACACCACGCCCAACACUUCAUCCAACAACUUAUUCUCUCACUAUUCUUAUGAUGCUGCACAUGGUCUACAGUUGCCCAAGAAGACUCAUAGAAGACGUCCAGCCAAUGUAGACAAGUCAACUCUAUAUUGCCAUCACUGCAGCACAAAGACCACGCCAGAGUGGCGUCGAGGACCAAAUGGACCUGCCACCCUCUGCAAUGCCUGUGGUCUGGCCUUUGCCAAGAAACAACGUGAGGAGGAGUCACAGAAGCUCAUCAUGCAGAGUCAACAACAACAAUAUGGCAAUGUACGUACCAGUGCCAAUCAUCAUCAUCACGAGGCGUACACUGCCAGUCAGGUUGCCCUAGGUUAUGGCCAUCCUUCAUCACUACCAUUCAUGUCAUCGUCUUCUUCUGCAACACCAUUGUCCAACUCAUACCAAUCAUAUCAAGCGUCAAAGUCCAACAACUACCUGACAACAUCGCUCCCAUUAAUACCAGUGUCACAUCAACAUCGUCAACAACAGCAACAACAACAACAACUCUCCCUUAUCGAUUCAAGGAGGCAGAUAUUCUCAAAUGGUAGUUAG
Acytostelium subglobosum LB1 is the source of this 1512-nucleotide messenger RNA. RefSeq lists its product as hypothetical. The transcript has a single exon. Gene Ontology annotation, molecular function: sequence-specific DNA binding; zinc ion binding. The coding region runs from base 1 to 1512 and encodes 503 amino acids. Gene Ontology annotation, biological process: regulation of DNA-templated transcription. The record is from RefSeq and is a predicted model, not a curated record. NCBI's taxonomy places the organism in Eukaryota, Evosea, Eumycetozoa, Acytosteliales, Acytosteliaceae.